Molecule: messenger RNA, 5566 nt
Organism: Salvelinus namaycush (lake trout)
Lineage: Eukaryota; Metazoa; Chordata; Actinopteri; Salmoniformes; Salmonidae
Product: regulator of G-protein signaling 12-like
Exons: 18
Coding region: 572-5014 (1480 amino acids)
Biological process (GO): signal transduction
Molecular function (GO): GTPase activator activity; protein binding
Source: RefSeq, a predicted model, not a curated record
AAACAAAUCAUUGGUAAGGCAGAUAAAGCGUUUUUAUCAAAAGCAAUCACUUUUACAUGGGAUAACACAGAAUCCUUAUGCAAGUGCUUACUUACGUCACUUUUGUUUGGAGCCGACUUCGCAGUGGGCUUUGAACAGGGCACCUGGCUCGAGCCCGGGAGGCAGCCUGGUUCCAAAUCGAUGCAAUCAACUUUCAGCCGAUGCAAAACACGCCUACACGGCGAGAUUAAUCGAAUCCCCUCAUUGGCGAAUGAAAUAAAUCACGUGCUCUGAAAACGUUAGGGUGUCAUGGUUACUAUGAAAGACGCUUUGUCCCCAACAUGAAUGUUUGUCACCGCCAUAUGGAAUACGGAAUACGAGGGAAUUUUUGAAAACAUAAAUAUUACGUGUCGGAAACUACGCACGUGAAGAUUUCUAACACUUUAUGGACGUUUGGGAUUAUGCAAUAUUUGAACUGACUUCAUAAAGUUUUGAAACGUUUUUAUGCAGGAUGACUAAAAGACUUCAGUGUUGGCACUAAACAGAUAAUAUUCCAGUGUGACAUUAAGUUGCCACGCUCUCCAUUUGAAAAAUGGCCACAUUCAGGAUGAGGAUGCCGGGACAGAACGACAGGGCACGAAGGCGUCUGAAUUUGACCGCCCCUCAGGAAGUCAGAGGGGUCGAGAUUGUUCGAGGACGUGUAGGAUACGGGUUCACCUUAUCAGGACAAGGCCCGUGCCUCUUGAGUGGUAUAUUGGAGGGGAGCCCUGCAGACCUGCUGGGACUAAAGCAGGGGGAUUGUAUAGUGAGUGUAAACGGAAUCGAUGUGGCAAAGGCUUCCCACGAGGCUGUGGUGCAGUUGAUUGGCACCUGUAAAGGACCUUUGCGGUUGGUGGUGCUUGUCGGGACCGGGUCCACGGCGGACCCUUCCUCCAGCAAAGAGGAGUUAGGGCUUUCUAGAACAGAGGGAAAGGGGCUUUUUCAAAAAGGGGGAGUUUUUCGAGCAGUUUUGGACCACUCUGGCAACUCGUCAUGUAACUCAGUAAACGCCACUCCAUUUAAGCCAAGGCCUUUGUCAGAACCGGACAUGUCCCACUGGACCCAACCGUGGAACUCCAAAUUCCAACCUGGCUUCCUGUCUGAGGAAGAAACCGCCAAAGUGGCAGACGUCGACUCUGUUUUCAAUGACCAGGAGAACGAUGUGAAUCCAGACUGGAGAAUGCUGAACACAGCCAUGGUGGUGGGCUACCUGGGCUCUACUGAACUGAUCUUGGCCUUGUCCAGCCCCAGCUCAGAGGAUGACUGCCUACAGGUGAUCCGCAGGUGUAUUAGACGUAUGGGCAUUGAGCAGAAGACCCACACGCUGGUGAUGAUAAAGAUCAUGUUCGACUGCGUCCGCCUCUGUGACGACGCUGGAGCCGUCCUGGCAGCCUUCCCUUCUGAGAACCUUGUCGUAGGAGUUGUGUGUUCCGAGGACAGGCGCUUCUUUUGCCUGGUCACCACUGCACACGUCUCUGGUGGCCAUGUGGGGAAGAACGGUCCCCUGAGGUCCUCCUGCCAUGUCUUUUUCAUCGACCCCGAGCUGUGCCACCACAGUGACCACCUGGGCAUCGCCGGGCGCUUCGGCUUUGACUGCACCCCAGACACCCAGGGCUGCCAGGAGUUCCCCCUCACUCCCCCCUCCGUUCUCCAGUUUGUGUCUGUCUUAUACUGUGACAUGGGGGAGGCGGUGGAGAGGCUUAGAACCAGGUUGGACAGAGAGUCGGCCCACCACCUCCACACUCAACAGAACAGCAGCAGAGCCUGCAAGAACGGCAGUGCCAGCAGCAACAGAGACAGCGGGAUCGGAAACGCUUCCCCCCCUGAGGAGAGAACGGACAGGGAUUUCCCAGUUGCCCACGUAACCAACCCCGGGGGCAACCUCCCCAGCUGUCCAUGGGAGGAUUACCCCCAGGCCGAAGCAAACCUCACCCAAAUAGUAGCUCACCAAAAUGGCCGCCUAAACUUAAAUGGUCAUCCUAAUCCGGGAAGCACACAUUCCCUUUCCGAAUCUCUACUGGGCCCAGCGUCGUUAACCGGCCCAUCCGGAGGCCCUCCUCCCAAGUUGGAAUUUCAGUUCAAGCCCCCGCCACCGCCUUACCCUGUGGGUAAGAUCAAGAACCUAACAGAAGGAGGAGGCCCCUUCAGAAGCAGUCAACGCUGGUUCUCUAUGAGCGUCAAGCAGAGGUGGCCUAGGGGCCACAGUGGAGAGCCUGAGCCCCAGGCAACAUCGGCCACUAACAGCUGGUCAGGACCAGCCACGGUGGGUUGCACCAACACCCUGCCACCCCCCAUGAGCCAGAUCCCACCAGAGAGGUACCAGGCAGCAGAGGCCAUGAUGCUUCUGCCCCAAAGGGAGGAGUGGGCCAAACGACUCUGGAGAGCAGAAUCUGGAGAGCUGCUAAAUGGAAAGCCCAGGAGAGAUGCUAACACCAAGGGCUCCAAGGUCUGGGGCAUCGGUGCGAGACGCUCCUCUAGCCGUCGCUUCUCGGGCCGUCGCUCAUUUGGACACCCCAAGAAGCUCAGCCUGGCACGAUCACUGGAUGACCUGGAGUCGACUGCUUCCUCAGAUGCUGACUAUGGUGGUGGUGUGCAGCUCCAGGGCUGCUGCAGCCAGAGCAGUCUGAACAGCAACAGCAGUCUGCCCGGCGCCAGCAGCCAUAAGAGGCUGUCAGAGCGCCGGGUGGCCAGCUGGGCUGCCUGCUUCGAGCGCCUGCUCCAGGACCCCAUUGGCGUCUGCUACUUCUCAGAAUUCCUCAAAAAGGAAUUCAGUGAGGAGAAUAUCUUGUUCUGGCAGGCCUGUGAAUACUUCAGUCAGGUACCUGCAACAGACAAAAAGCAGUUAUCCCAGAGGGCGGGGGAGAUCUACAACAGCUUCCUGUCCAGUAAGGCCACCACGCCGGUCAACAUCGACAGUCAGGCCCAACUGGCCGAUGAUGUCCUCACCUCCCCAUGUCCAAACAUGUUCAAGGCUCAGCAGUUACAGAUCUUCAACCUGAUGAAGUUUGACAGCUACUCCAGGUUCCUCAAGUCUGGCCUGUACCAGGAGUGUAUGCUGGCCGAGGUGGAGGGACGACCAUUACCCGACCCUUACCAGAUCCCCUGUAGCCCCGCUCCCUCCAAGCACAGUGCCAGCUCCGGCCACUCCACACCGAAUAAGGAGGCCAGGAAUCAGAAGUCAGGGAGGUCACUGAACGAGGACCCCGGAGACGAGCACGAUGAGCAUAAGAAACGGGGCAUCUUCUUCUCUUGGUCCCGGAACCGGAGCUUCGGGAAGGGACCCAAGAAAAAGGACAUUGGAGAAAUCAACAUUGAUUCCUGGGGCAGCAACGGUCGGAGGGAAUCACAGGGUUCCUUGUCCUCGGGUGCUAGUCUGGAGCUGGCCACUUCCUGUUCAACGAGCAAGACCGAGGGGGACAAUCGUCACUCGGUGCCGGUGUGGGAGAGGGUAAGGGAGUGCUCCAAGAUCUGCAGCAUGACCCUGCCGGACGGCUCGUGUUCCUCUGUGACCCUGCGGCCGGGGGCCACCAUCAGGGAGGUUCUCCGGGACCUCUGUCAGAGCCUCCGCAUCAACAUGGCUGCCGUAGACCUCUUCCUGGUGGGAGGAGAGAAGCCUUUGGUGCUGGACCAAGACUGCAUGACCCUCAGCGCACGGGACCUCAGAAUGGAAAAGCGCACCCUCUUCAGGUUGGACCUGGUACCCAUUAAUCGCUCUGUGGGAUUGAAGGCCAAACCCACCAAACCUGUCACCGAAGUCCUGCGUCCCGUCGUGGCGAAAUACGGCCUCCACCUCAAGGAUUUGGUGGCCAAAAUAAGUGGAGAAACGGAGCCCCUAGACCUGGGGGCGCCCAUAUCGAGUCUGGACGGCCUGCGUGUGGUAUUGGAGAGAGCAGACCCUGUUGCCUCAGGGAAAGACUCUAAGUCCAAGUCAGGCUCCUUGAAAGCACAUCUGCCAUCAUUGACCACCAAGAGUCUUUCUGCAACAGGAGAUGACAGGUCGUCAGGAAAGGCAAGCGGACCAGAUCCGUCGCUCCCUGCGGAAAAGAGAAAGCCGAAAAAGAUUAAUAUAGAUGAAGCUGAAGAAUUCUUUGAGCUCCUGAGCCGGGCGCAGAGCAACCGGAGAAAUGACCAGAGAGGCCUCCUGAACAAAGAGGACCUGGAGUUACCUGACUUCUUGCGGUUAACCUCCGGCUCCCCCUCCACUGCCUCCCUAGACAUGGCCUGCUCCACCCCCACCUCCGUCAAACAGGGCCAGGGUCCUGGCAGGGAGAACGGGGUUGGCGGUGCCCCCGCCCGCGGCCCCCUCAACGCCAGCCUGCGCUCUGAGAGCCUGGACUCCUCCCUCAGCAGCAACGGACAUUCCCAUUCUGCUGCGGGGCGCCGGGCACUACUGCCCCCACCCCGCCGCCCCGUCCCCCCCUUCAGCGCCGCCCUCUCACCCAUCCCCCGCCCCUCGGAGUCUAGAGGCCCGGCCCUCAGGACGCUGGAGGAAGACACCCACGCUGACCUGACCCUGGUGGGCGAGGGAGACAUCACCAGCCCCAAUAGCACCUUGUUGGACCCUGCGCUGCUGUCCCACGAGGGCAGCCUGCCCGAGGGAAACUUCAUCCCUCCUUCACCCUGCGCCCACUCCUUCCAUGAUGGUGGUGGGAAUGGCCAGUCAAGCUCAGAGAGAAGACAAAGAGCAUGUGCUCUUGACCGCUCCCACAAGAGGUCGCCGUGUCUUGGAGCACUCCGCUCUCAGCCAGCGCUGCAGGAGGUGAUGGACGUGGAGGGAGUGUGCCUGGAGGAAGAGGAGGAGGAGGAGAAGGUGAGGGAGGUCACCAUCACCCACGGAGAGGACUCGGAGCUCAGCGUCAGUUUCCAAGGGUACGCGGCUGAGCUCCGGCAGUGCCAGAGUCGAAUGAAGACCUCCCAGGUGCCCCUCAACACCCACGAUCAAUCAGAAGGGAACAAAGACUCCAAGACUGACAUAUACAAGGCCACCAUUGUGUGAGCUCUGAGGCUGACCAACCCUCACCAGCACUUUCCAAGCUUGAUUCACGGUCUGUUCAAACAGGAACUUACUUGAUGAACAAGGGACUUUUACUGUAAAAAACUAUAAUUUUUCAUGCCAGAACUGAUGUAUAUGUAUAAUAAUUGUAUGGUGAUAGAUAUUGUAUUAUUGAUCAUUACUGACUAUGCCGUACUGUUUAGCGGGUAUACAUUUUCAAGAAGUGAUGAAAAGGAAAAUAAUUGCCAGUUAAGAUUAAUGAACAAUUUGGUAAUAAACUAUUGUUUGGAAAUGUAUUAAGGGAUACCUUGUUUUAGAUGGAUGCUGAUAAUGUAGGUACUGUAAAGCAGGGGGUAUAGAAUUAAGCCUCUUUCAGGUAGAUUAUAGGAUUCACACAUUGUAGGAACAUGAGAAACUCCUUGCAAUUCUAGUGCAUGUUACUGUAUUAUUCUGGUCACACACUGAGUGUAAAAAACAUUAUGAACACCUGCUCUUUCCAUGACAUAGACUGACCAGAUGAAUCCAGGUGAAAGCUAUGAUCCCUUGUUGAUGUCA